Nestor notabilis (Kea) is the source of this 1741-nucleotide messenger RNA. RefSeq names its product T-complex protein 1 subunit zeta. Gene Ontology annotation, molecular function: ATP hydrolysis activity; ATP-dependent protein folding chaperone; ATP binding. The transcript is spliced from 13 exons. Gene Ontology annotation, cellular component: chaperonin-containing T-complex. The coding region runs from base 56 to 1453 and encodes 465 amino acids. Lineage: Eukaryota; Metazoa; Chordata; Aves; Psittaciformes; Psittacidae. Gene Ontology annotation, biological process: protein folding. The record is from RefSeq and is a predicted model, not a curated record.
GUCGGCCUCUGGGGAUAUCAAGCUGACCAAAGAUGGCAACGUGCUGCUGCAGGAAAUGCAAAUACAACACCCUACGGCCUCCUUGAUAGCAAAAGCAGCAACAGCACAAGAUGACAUCACUGGAGAUGGCACCACCUCAAAUGUCUUGAUCAUUGGUGAGCUCCUAAAGCAGGCAGACCUCUAUAUCUCUGAGGGUUUGCACCCUAGAAUAGUAGCAGAAGGAUUUGAGAUUGCAAAGGAAAAAGCACUUGAAGUUUUGGAGCAGGUGAAAGUAACCAAGGAAAUGGACAGGGAGACCCUUAUAGAUGUUGCCAGAACAUCCCUCCGUACUAAAGUUCAUGCAGAGCUUGCUGACAUCCUCACAGAGGCUAUAGUAGAUUCUGUUUUGAUAAUCAGAAAACCAGAUGAGCCUAUUGACCUCCACAUGGUAGAGAUUAUGGAGAUGAAGCACAAAUCAGAAACUGACACAACGCUGAUCAGGGGGCUGGUUUUGGACCAUGGUGCUCGUCAUCCUGACAUGAAGAAAAGAAUGGAAGAUGCUUAUGUUCUUACGUGCAAUGUAUCUCUAGAAUAUGAGAAAACAGAGGUGAGCUCUGGAUUCUUCUAUAAAAGUGCUGAAGAGAGAGAGAAGCUUGUGAAGGCAGAAAGAAAAUUUGUUGAAGACAGAGUGAAAAAAAUCACAGACUUCAAAAGAAGAGUCUGUGGCAGUUCAGAUAAAGGAUUUAUUGUGAUCAACCAGAAGGGAAUUGACCCUGUUUCCUUGGAUGCACUUGCAAAAGAAGGAAUAGUUGCUUUGCGGAGAGCUAAAAGGAGGAACAUGGAAAGAUUGACCCUUGCAUGUGGUGGUACUGCCAUGAAUUCCUUGGACGAUCUCACUCUUGACUGCCUGGGACAUGCAGGGCUUGUCUAUGAGUAUACGUUGGGUGAAGAGAAAUACACCUUUAUUGAGAAAUGUGACAACCCCCGCUCUGUCACCCUGUUGAUCAGGGGACCAAAUAAGCAUACGCUCACACAGAUCAAGGAUGCAGUAAGAGAUGGUCUGCGUGCUGUUAAAAACGCUAUUGAGGAUGGAUGUGUGGUUCCAGGAGCAGGUGCACUAGAAGUGGCUGUAGCUAAUGCUCUUCUUAAACAUAAACCUAAUGUAAAAGGAAGAGUCCAGCUUGGAGUUCAGGCUUUUGCUGAUGCUCUGCUCAUCGUUCCUAAGGUUCUCGCUCAGAAUGCUGGUUAUGAUCCCCAGGAAACACUAGUGAAGGUUCAGACGGAGCAUGCGGAGUCGGGACAGCUCACUGGGGUUGAUCUGAACACUGGUGAGCCAAUGGUCGCUGCAGCAGCUGGAAUCUGGGAUAAUUACAAUGUCAAAAAGCAACUGCUUCAUUCGUGCACGGAGAUCGCUAGCAACAUUCUCUUGGUGGAUGAAAUAAUGCGAGCUGGACUGUCUUCUCUUAAAGGCUGAGUUGGAUCUGUUAUUGCAGGAUGGUGGUCAGCUCCAGAAGUGCCCCAUGGAAUGUUUGUAAGAAAUCCACUCAAAGCUGUGUUUUCCUUGGCUGUGGUGGAUUGUCCCAGCAACGAAAGCUCCUCUGCUGUCACGGGCAGCCCCUCUUUGGUAAACAUGUGGCCACUCAAAAUAAUAGCAACUUGAUCAAACAUUUGGCUCUAAAAAUCAGUUAUUUAUUUUUCAUUUCACUGAUGUGUACAACUGAAGUUGCUUUUCUUUUUACCCAAUAAACUGUUAUGUUCUGUG